Messenger RNA from Salmo salar (Atlantic salmon), 1484 nucleotides. Its product is annotated as carbonic anhydrase 4. NCBI's taxonomy places the organism in Eukaryota, Metazoa, Chordata, Actinopteri, Salmoniformes, Salmonidae. Gene Ontology annotation, molecular function: zinc ion binding; carbonate dehydratase activity. The record is from RefSeq and is a predicted model, not a curated record. Gene Ontology annotation, cellular component: plasma membrane.
AUAUCUGUCUAUAAAUAACUCUUGACUGGAGUAUAUGAGGUUUAUUAACGAAUUCCCGUCAAUGUAUAGAUAACAAAUGAUAAGGGAACAGUCCCAGAUAAAUACAUUUUAUCAACAGGUAUGGAUACAACCUAGUGGGAGGAGUUGCCUUUUCUAUUGGAAUUUUUAUGAGCUAGGUGCUCUGCUUAUUGCCGUUAUUUAGAAAAGAACUUCAUCCGUUUGACCCAACCAAAAACGAAUCACAAUGAAUUUACUUAUUUCAUUUUUCUUUGCCACCAUUGUGAAGAUUCAAGGGGCAGAUUGGUGCUACCAGUCCCAGGUUACAUGCGGUGGCAACUGCACAGGACCUGAUGGUUGGGCAACGGUUGCUGGGACAUGUGACGGAACAGCCCAGUCUCCAAUUAACAUUGUGACGAGAAGAACCCUACCAGACGGACGCCUUACACCAUUCACAUUCACUGGGUACCAAGAGGCCUUCCACGGUUUCAUCACAAACAAUGGUCACACUGUUCAAGUGGACCUGCCUGCCACAGCGAAGGUUCAGGGUGGAGAUCUGGCAGUGCCAUACAAGGCAGUACAGCUCCACCUGCACUGGGGCAAGGAUGGAGGCCCUGGAUCAGAACACACCAUCGAUGGAGAACGAUAUCCCAUGGAGCUGCAUAUUGUUAAUAUAAAAGAGGAAUACAACUCUUUGGCUGAAGCUCUGAAAGACCCUGCAGGGGUUGGAGUUCUUGGAUUCCUUUAUGAGGAAUCAAGAAGCUCCAACAAAAAAUAUGACGCCAUUGUAAAUGCUCUGAACACUAUCAAACAUCCCAGCUCAAACACUACCCUUAGUGAAGUGUCCCUGGACAUGCUCAUCCCCUCUCAGAGUAAUAUGACCAGCUACUUCCGCUACGAUGGCUCUCUCACCACACCCGCCUGUGAAGAAUCUGUCGUCUGGACAAUGUUCGAAAAUACCAUUCCUCUCAGCAGGCAACAGCUUGCUGAAUUUUCUCAGCUUCAGUUUGCUGAUGGAAAGCCUAUGGUGGGAACCUAUCGCCCAGUCCAGCUAUUGAAUGGUCGCCAGGUGUAUCGCUCUGGAAGUCAAGUUGUCUUAGUCAGCACUCUGCUACUCAUCACCUCUGUGAUAUCAGCCAUUGGACUCCCACUGCCCAACUAAAUACCAGGAUCUUUGGAUUUGGGUAUCAGUUAAUUAGAGAGAGUGCCUGAUAUUGUCAAAAUCUCAAAUGCUUAUAUUUCACUUUUCUAUGCAGAUGUUCUCUUUCAAGUUCACUUUACUUGCCAAAUUAUAGUUGAUACAGUUUAUUCAAGGGGGUAAUGUGUUUAAGGACACAGCAUAAAUAAUGCACCAAUAGAUUCUAUAUUUUUAUUGUUAUGUAUAAAAUAAUACUUGAGGGCAUUGAUCCAAGCAUUGUUAUUACCUUCUUCAUAUCAUUAUUGUUAAUAUUUAAUUAACCUCAUAAACUUCCUAUAGUGACUGAACA